Messenger RNA from Porites evermanni, 726 nucleotides. Lineage: Eukaryota; Metazoa; Cnidaria; Anthozoa; Scleractinia; Poritidae. The record is from the annotation of a GenBank genome assembly.
AUGGAAUCAGAUCUCGAGGGAUCUGACUCCUCAAGUAACGACGUAGAAGACCACGUCAGUAUAUCUCUCCUUCCUGAUCAAAAACGCAACAGAAAGAAGCGAUUUACGGGUCAAAACGUUACUUUUAAACUGUGGAAGAUGUUUUGCGGCAAGGCCGCCAUUUGUGGCAUCGCAACUGGGUUGUUGUUGCUUUCAGUUUUACUUCUCGCGGUCUUCGCUCGCCCGUCUUCUUCACACGAAACUGUCAACACAAAACGGAACAAGAAAUAUGGCCAUGAUUUUGAACUGGUUAGAGAUGCUUCUGUAACCGAGCAUGUACAGAAGAAAGAAGCUCGCUCGCUAAGACUUCCGCGACAUCUAUCUCCGAUCGAAUAUCUUGUCCAUUUACAUCCUAAUCUGACAACAUUUAAAUUCUCCGGGAAAGUUGAUGUACUUUUGAAUUGCACUGAAUCCUCUCAUAAUAUCACCCUUCAUGUUGGAAGGAAAAUACAAGUUACGUCGGUGAAAGUGGCCAUUUUAGAAAAUUCUCUAGCUUUAAAAAGGGAGAUAAAAGUGGCAAGCUUUAGUCCGCACUUGCCGGGUGAGAUGAUGUUGAUCUCGCUUGACGAAGAACUUCAGCCUGGGAAGCUAUACUUUCUUAUGAUUGAGUUUCAUUCGGAAUUGAGUAGAGGAUUGUCUGGAUUCUACUUGAGCAAAUAUUUUUCACCAUCAGGGGAGUUAAGGUAA